Messenger RNA from Ascoidea rubescens DSM 1968, 1713 nucleotides. RefSeq names its product Dml1p (gene DML1). Gene Ontology annotation, biological process: mitochondrion distribution. The record is from RefSeq and is a predicted model, not a curated record. Bases 1 to 1713 code for a protein of 570 amino acids. The transcript has a single exon. Gene Ontology annotation, cellular component: cytoplasm. Lineage: Eukaryota; Fungi; Ascomycota; Saccharomycetes; Ascoideales; Ascoideaceae.
AUGCAUGAGAUAUUGACGCUAUCGUUGUCCAAUAAAGCCAACCACUUGGCCACCCAUUUUUUCAACUCCCAGGAAUCGUAUUUGGAUUACACUAAGGGAGCUUCUCAUUCAAUUACCAAUCCCAAUGUCUUUUUGAGCUCAAAUUUAAACAGAAUAACAAACACUCUUGAUUUCAAUCCAAGAGCAAUUUUAUGGGAUUUCAAAAAUGCCUUUGGCUCAUUGAAUCAGUACCAGUAUUUUGAAUCGUUUAAUGAUGAUAACAACAACAACAACAACAACAACAGCUACAAUUGGGAUGGCGAAAUUAUUAAAAUCCAACAAUCAAGAAUUGAAAAAAAUGAUUAUCAAAAGUAUUUAGAUGGAGAAUUGGAGAGCACAAAAUUGCAAGAGAUUAAACUAAAGAAAAAUAAUUUAUUGGGUCUUGAUAAUACAUUAUAUUGGUCAGAUUAUUCUAGAGUCAUAUAUGAUCGAAAUUCAUUCAAUAAUUUAAACGAUUGGGAAUAUCACCCAAUUCAUUAUCCCAAUGGCAAAUUAAAAUUUCACAAUAAUAGUAAUGAAAAUAGGAACAAAGUACCAUUUAAUGAUUUUGAUCAAGGUGUAUUAGAAUAUGAUAAAGUUAAAUUGAAUUAUAAUGAAGAUUAUAUUGAGAAUAAUAUCCGAUAUUUUAUUGAAAAGUGCGAUAACUUAUCUGGACUAAAUUUGAUUAUUGAUAUUGAUUCAGGUUGGCCUGGUUUAUUGAAUCAGUUUUUAGAGUUUAUAAAAGAUGAUUAUUUAAACAAGAAGAAUCUAUUUACUUAUGGAUUAUUUAAUAAUAAUGUUGAGAAAAAUAAAGUUUCAGCCGGAUUAAUAAGUCGGAUUAAAAGUUUAGUUACAAUAUUAGAUUCAUCAACAAUGUUUUUCCCAAUUGAUUCGUUACCUAAGAUUUCAAAGAAUUAUUAUUUAAACAAUAGCAAUUAUAAUAAUAAAAGCUCAUGGCAUAAUGCAGCUAUUCAAUUUUUGAAUUAUGAAAAUUUGAAUAUACUAUUUUGCGAUAAAAAGUUGAAUAUUAGCAUGAGUCAUAUUGAGAAUUCAUUAAAUAUUGGAUCGAAUAGAAAUAUAGUUGGUGAUAUUAAUUCCAUAAUCGUUGAUAAUAGUAAUAAUAGUAAUAGCAAUUACACUAUUGAUUACUCAUCAAGCUUUUUUGAGCUUGAAUUAGGGAACAAAAGAUUUCAAGAUAAAUUUAAUAAAUUUAAAAAUAAAAAUAGGCAAAAUAAGACAUUUAAUAAAAUAUAUGUAUCUCGUACAGUACUUAAGAAUAAGAAUAACGAGAAGAAUAUCAAUGAAGAAGAAGAAAAAGAAAAUUCAAAAAGGAUUGAUGAUAUCAUUGAAAAGGAUCAAAAUAAAUUAAUUUCUAAUGGAACCAAUUCAAAUAAUUUAAGUAAACUUCAUUCAAAUAUUGGAUUUUUGGAUAACGAUAAUGAUUCAUUUCCUAUGGACGAUUUAAAAUUGGUUAAGGAAAAUGAUAACUUGAUAUCGAGCUAUAGCAUUAAUGAUUUUAAUACGAGAACUUAUUUAAAUAAAUUGAAUUUUAUUGUUCAAAACACUGGGAACAGGUUUUUUAAGAUGGAUGAUAAGGAGGAAAAAAUUGAUCAAUUGGGCACAUUUGCUCAAGAGUAUGAGUUUGGAUAUAAUUCUGAUGAUGAUUAUGAUGAUUUUGAUAGCGAUUACUAUUAA